Molecule: messenger RNA, 1597 nt
Organism: Scomber scombrus (Atlantic mackerel)
Lineage: Eukaryota; Metazoa; Chordata; Actinopteri; Scombriformes; Scombridae
Gene: nudt5
Product: nudix (nucleoside diphosphate linked moiety X)-type motif 5
Exons: 10
Coding region: 43-699 (218 amino acids)
Biological process (GO): ribose phosphate metabolic process; nucleoside phosphate metabolic process
Cellular component (GO): nucleus
Molecular function (GO): ADP-ribose diphosphatase activity
Source: RefSeq, a predicted model, not a curated record
CUGACUGUGCAUACAAACGGCUGGGACUUCACAUAUCCAAAAAUGAGCAACUCCGGGGACCACAAAGCAACCACUACACCACACAUAGUGAAAGAAGAGAUCUUGGCAGCAGGGAAAUGGGUGAAGCUGGAGAAGACGACAUACGUGGACCCUGCUGGAAACACUAGAAUCUGGGAGAGUGUGAAGAGGACGACAAGGCAAAGAGACACAGAAGCAGAUGGCGUGGGAAUCAUCGCCCUGCUGAAACGGACGCUGCACAAAGACUGCGUGGUGAUGGUGAAGCAGUUUCGUCCUCCUCUGGGAUGCUGCUCUCUGGAGUUUCCUGCAGGAUUGAUUGACGAGGGGGAGAACGCUGAGGCGGCUGCACUCAGGGAGCUGAAGGAAGAAACCGGCUAUAAAGGAGAAGUAGUAGGGAUCACUCCAGUGACCUGUCUGGACCCCGGUCUGUCUAACUGCACCACCCAGAUGGUCAUGGUCAACAUCAACGGAGAUGACAUGGAGAAUAUCAACCCGACACAACAGCUGGGUGAUGGAGAAUUUGUUGAAGUCAUCCUUUUACCUCUGGACGAAUUCCAGUUGAAAAUAGACGAGCUGCUACGGAAAGAGAAAACCGUGGUGGACGCUAAAGUGUACAUCUUCGCCAUGGGGAUGGUGCAGGCGUUCUUCAAGCCGAGGGAGCUCCCAGUGCUCAAGCAGUGAUGAGGAGGGUUCAGGCUGCUGUCUUUUUCUGUUACACAGGGCUCCUGCACAGGACUGGAAGAAUUGGAAAUGGAUGAUUUCCAAACUGUACAAACGGUUCGGAAAAAUUGUUGCAUUACGGUUUUAAACUUAAUGUUACCCCGUAUUUUAAAUUGUUUUUUGCUGUCGAGUGUAAUUGCCAUUUAUCGAACAAUGUGGCAGCCAGAAGGAGAAAAACAGCUGUGUGUGUGUAAAUGAAACUGAACAGCAAAAAUCAAGAAAUCGAGCCUUGGGUUUAGAAACCGAACCUAUGAAGGAGCCCUGUUUAUACUACAAGUACUGGACCACUCUUUGCUCUCAGUAUGGAGGUACUACUAACACCUCAACGCUUGAAACAUAUUCUAUCCAGGCAUAUAUAAUGUGGACACUGAUAACUACAUCCACAAUAUUUGACACUAAAUAUGUUCCAGCCUCUGGUUUCACAUGCCUUUACAAGUGCCCAACAGUCAUUUCCAGGUUUUUAUGAGAUUACCAGUAGAAUAACGAGUUGUAAUUUGUUGUAAUUUUCAUUUAGUGAUAGUGAUCGUAAAACAUUCCUUAACAUAACCUAACAUACUGUUUUGCCAAUUUAAUAAAACUAAAGUCCAAUUCUAAACACUUUUACUAUGAAAAUCUGGCUCUAAGUGAAGAAGGUUGUAAAGCCUGGCUGCGGUUAUCUUCUGUAUUCUUGUUCUCUUCGAUGAAUGUGUGUAGCAGCCGCAGUGGAGUUAACUAAAGUUACAUUAGUGUUUUUGUACUUCAUUGAUGGAGAUAAUAACUAAUAAUGAAUGACCCACGGUGCAAUUAACUGAACAUUGAUGAUGUACCUACCUUAGCAAUAAAAAAUUACUGACCAAUAAAUAAAAGUGAUGUUACUGUU